AUGGCAUCGCUCAUCAAUUUUACAGCACCGGAAUCUCCGAUACAUAAAACCCAAGUUGAAAAUAAUAAUAAUAAUAAUAAUAUGAGUGACUAUCAACAAUCGAAUGACAUUGUAUCAUCUUCUACCACCGCAUCUACAGUGAAUAACAAUAAGAUUGGUAGUGGUGGAAGUAGUAAUAGUAAUAGCAGUGUUUCAAUCAACAACAACAACAACAGCUCAGAUAGAUUCCAUGUUGUUGCAGGUUCAACACCUUUCGUACGUGCAAAAGAACAUGGUAAGGUGUACAAAGAGGCGACGAAGCGUGAACGUGAUUUCUACGAGAUGGUUCAGAGCAGUCGAAGUUCACUACCGAUCUACCAGUUGAUACCGCGCUACUAUGGUGUCUACAAUAGCUAUAUCAUACUGGAAGACCUUACCAGUGGUUACAGCAAACCUUGCAUCAUGGAUAUCAAGCUCGGUCUGACGCAUCACGAUCUCGAUCUCGACAUCCUCUACCCAAAGCCAAUUGAAAAUCACGAGUCCCUCGAGGAACAACAGCUCAUCGCUCGACUGAAAGCACAAACACACAUCACCAAAAGAAAUAAAUCGUGGUUGGUCUCAAAAUAUAUAACUACUCCACUUUUAGGUUUCUGUUUAUGUGGAUACCAGAAAUAUAAUAAUAAUAAAAAGGAAUUUGAAAAGGUGACAAAGGAACAGGGUAGAUAUUUAAAUUUGACAACCAUCAGAGAGAAACUACUGGAAUUCUUUCACACUGGUUCCAAUCUCCGAUCUGAUGCAAUUGAAUGUCUAUCUCAAAAGCUUACCUCAUUUAAAGAUUAUUUCGAAAAUAAUCCUGAAUUUAAAUUUAGAUCAACAUCACUACUUUUGAUAUAUGAAGGAGAUGAUUCUGCACAACAAUCGAAAUGCGAUAUUAGAUUGAUUGACUUUGCACAUGCCACUACAUUCCCACCACACUUGCAAGCAUUUUCCUCGGAACUCUCUGUUUAUACACCAGAGGCAUCGUGUGAGGACAAAGACAACACAGAGAAUUGUAAUAAUAAUGAUAGUUGCAAUGGUUUCUUCCCAAUCGAUGGUGGAUAUCUAUUUGGUGUUUCCAAUCUUUUGAAUAUAAUAACAUCGCUUUCAUCGGAAACCAGUCAAUCAUCAAACCAGUAG
Molecule: messenger RNA, 1155 nt
Organism: Heterostelium album PN500
Lineage: Eukaryota; Evosea; Eumycetozoa; Acytosteliales; Acytosteliaceae
Product: inositol polyphosphate kinase family protein
Exons: 3
Coding region: 1-1155 (384 amino acids)
Biological process (GO): inositol phosphate biosynthetic process
Cellular component (GO): nucleus; cytoplasm
Molecular function (GO): inositol tetrakisphosphate kinase activity; inositol-1,4,5-trisphosphate 3-kinase activity
Source: RefSeq, a predicted model, not a curated record